Hyalella azteca is the source of this 3964-nucleotide messenger RNA. RefSeq names its product CUB and sushi domain-containing protein 1 (gene fw). The coding region runs from base 187 to 3774 and encodes 1195 amino acids. The record is from RefSeq and is a predicted model, not a curated record. Lineage: Eukaryota; Metazoa; Arthropoda; Malacostraca; Amphipoda; Hyalellidae. The transcript has 25 exons.
UUGUGGAGGGAGGAGGUGUGUGUACGUCGUUCCUCCAUUGCAAGGUGAACCUCCCAGUCAAAGCUCCAAGGCUUCCCGCCUCACUCACGUUCCUGAGUUGAUAGGGAGCCUGAAGUUCUGAAAAUCCAGAGGAGAGCUGGAAAAGAGUGUUGAGUAAUCAAAGUUUAGGAUAUUUUACGGUUCGAAAUGCGAUGUGGAUGGAAAGUGUCGUUGAAGAGACAGGAUUCCUCUCAACUGCUGUUGCUGCUGUUACUUCUGCCACUAAUCCAAGUAUUCGGACUGGAAUGUCCUCAGCCAGCCGCCCCAGUGAACGCUCGCGUGUCUGUAGGAGGCCUCACUCCUGGCUCCCUGGCCACAUAUGUCUGUGAUCCUGGAUACGAUCUCUUCGGGAGCGAUAGCGUGGUCUGCGGUGGAGAUGGCAGGUGGACUGGAGCGCUGCCAGUUUGUGCUACAAACGUGGCGUACCGCAAACCCGUCAAUCAAUCAUCGACGGCGCGCGGCGGUGCAGGCGAGAACGCUAACGACGGAGACCUAAACACCGUGCACGAUGGCAACAAAUGCACGCAGACCCUCGACGAGACCUCACCGUGGUGGGCUGUAGACCUCCUCCAGCAGUACGAGGUCGCUGUCGUCAAAAUUACGGCCCGAAGCUGCUGUGGACAUAAACCACUUCAGGACCUGGAAGUGCGCGUGGGAGACUCGGUCAAGUAUCAACUGAACAGACUGUGUGCCUGGCUACCUGGCGUCGUAGAGGAAGGAAGCACGCGGGAGCUGUCGUGCGCCCGGCCCAUGCUGGGGCGCUACGUGAUGGUACAGAUGUUGGGGGUGUCAGGCUCCAUGUCUCUGUGCGAGGUGCAGGUCUUCUCCACGCAGGAGACUUCUAAGCAGCGCUGUAUGGGAUCUAACCUACCAGGCGCGCUGGCUACUUUCAACAGAACUUGCUACCAGUUCCAGACCGAGGAGAAAGGCACGUACGCGACUGCCAAAGAGAAGUGCGCAGCCAACAAGGCGUCGCUGGUGCAGCACAUCGAGCCCAUCACGCAGGACUUCCUCUCCUCCGAGCUGCGCAGGAUGGAGUCCCGCCUCGGCACGCAGCUCCUCUGGAUCGGCGUCGAGAAGGAACCUGCGCACAUCAGCCGCACGUGGAGAUGGGCUGAUGGAUCAGUGAUCAAGAAGCCGCUGUGGGCCCGCAAUCAGCCCAACAAUUACAUCGGGGACCAGCACUGCGUCAUGCUGGACGGGUCCAUGCAGUGGCUCUGGAAUGACGUCACCUGCUCCCUGGACAGCCUACACUGGAUCUGUCAAUACAGUUCACCGUCGUGCGGCAGCCCCGACAAGAACGAGAACACGACGGUGGUCGUGACGACGAGCCCUGACGACGAAGAGGUACGCGAGGUCGCGACGUACUCGUGCCCUGAGGGCCACAUGGUACUGGGCGAUAAGAACAGAACCUGUUCUUCUGAUGGUUUCUGGGCGGGCAAAGCCCCGACAUGCAAGUACGUUGACUGCGGUGCGCCGGGCGACGUGCAGAACGGUAACGCGGUGCUGCUGGACGCACGCACCACCUACAGCGCCCGGGUGCUGUUCACCUGCGCUGAGAACUACACGCUCGAUGGCCAGGAGGACACCAUCGUGUGUGGGGAGCAGGGAGUGUGGCAGCCUCGAGCUCCUAAUUGUCUGUUCUCGUGGUGCCCUGCCUUGGAGGCGCCCCGUGAUGGAGGCCUCGAGGUGACGGGACGUCGUGCUGGAGACACCGCCAUCUUCCACUGCAACCCUGGCUUCACCCUCAUCGGGGCUAAGACAGUCUCGUGUCAGCUGGGAGGCGCGUGGUCUGGCGAGGCGCCCACGUGCAGAUUUGUGGACUGCGGCAUCCCUGAUGACCUGGAGCACGGCGAGAUGACACUCGCUAACGGCACGACGUACCUGGACAGCGUGGCAGACUAUGAGUGCGACGCAGACUACUGGCUGGACGGGCCUACGCAGCGGACGUGUCUUAAAGACGGACGUUGGACCGGCGACCGCCCGUACUGUGUCUUAAUCAACUGCGGUGAGCCUGAGAUACCCCACGGAGGGUAUGUGACGGGGUACAGUUUUGACGUGGGUGCCGAGGUUGAGUAUCACUGCGAGGCGGGCCACUACAGCACCGGUGACACGCGGCGCGUGUGUACGCGAGACGCAACUUGGAGCGGCGAACCUCCGAACUGUACUUUCGUGGACUGCGGGCGGGUGCCGCCGCUGGUGCGGGGCGAGGUGCGUUACUUGCAGGAGGGCGAAGCCACGUUCCUGGACAGCCAAAUCCAGCACGUGUGCAACACCAACUUCAGGCUGGUGGGCGACGAGUUUCGCACCUGCAAUAAGGAGGGACAGUGGAGUGGCCAGGUCGCCAAGUGUGAAGAGAUUCGGUGCAGCAACCCUGAGGUGCCAGACUUGGCUCGCAUCAGCAUCGCGCGCAACGACAGGCGACUGUCGUCUGUCGUGCGCGGCAAGGACGAUAUGAUGCCAGACCAGACAUACAAGGUGGGCAGUACCAUCACGUACCGCUGCGACAAGGGAUACGUGGUGGAGGGCGCCACUAUGCGCACGUGUCUUGCUAACGGCACGUGGUCGGCUGAGGCGCCAGGAUGCAAGUUUGUUGAUUGCGGUCUCCCCGAGUCCAUCAGCCCCGGCGUGUACAGACUGCCCAGCAACGAGACGAGCUACGGAGCCACGGUAUCGUACGAGUGCGACCCCAACUGGAAGGUGGAGGGAAAAUUCCGUAGAUUCUGUCAGGAAAACGGCACCUGGUCGGGACCUGUUCCCAAGUGCAUCCAGAUUCAGUGCCCCGAGCUGAGCAGCAUGGCAGAGCAGGGUUCAAGAGGCCUGCGCGUGGAGGAGGGCGACCGCACCGUGGGCAGCCACGCGACCUACUCCUGCGACGCGGGCUACGAGCUCGUGGGGCCUACGCGACGUAGCUGCUUACAGCACGGCGUCUGGGACACUGAGACACCCACGUGCAGGGCCGUGGUGUGCGAGGAGCCUGAGCAGAUCUUGAACGGGCGCAUGAUCAAGCUGAACGACUCGACGGCGUUCGGGUCCGUGGUCGAGUACCUCUGCUUCCCCAAGUACCACUUACAUGGCUCCUUCCAGAGGACCUGUACCCAGCAGGGUACUUGGUCGCACGUGCCUCCUACGUGCUCCCUGGACGACACGGACGGAGGUAUCCUGGACGACAACACAGUGGACGGGACGACGAACUCAGCUCGGGGGGCGCCAGGAGGCCACGUGGAUGAGGGCUCCAACAGCGGCCUCAUCGCCGGCAUCGUCGUGUCCCUCGUGCUGGUAGCCGCCGUCGCCCUCGCCCUCGCCUUCUUCAGGACUCGGCAACGGAAACUCGCCAAGACCAACGGUGGUAGUGGUGGCGGUGGCGGUGGUGGCGGUGGUGGGAGUCGAGGCAAGGCUGGCGGUGGCGGCGGCGGGAUGAACGGCGGCGGGAUGCGUGAUGUCGGCGUCGUCAGCUACGCCGGCCUCAGUGACCCUACAACAGGUAACAACAUCUAUGAAAACAUCCCCGAUGACCUCGACCCCGACCCUAACUACUCUGAGCUCAGCAGCCCGCCAUCUGAUGGCAGCAGAAGUUCUGGACCAACAUACACCAACGGGUCCAUGUCAGAGCGCAUGAGCAUGGGAGGCUACCCACCUAACCAGAGACCCAGGCUUCCUCCUCCUCCCCAGCCUCCCGUCGCCCCACCUCCGAUGGCCGUCACAAUUAACGGCAUGGCUAUCAACGGUCAUUAGAGCAUAUAAAGGCAUUAUAGACAUCCUAUUAAGUUAACAUCUAGUGUAAAAACAAUUGAUAGUUUAAUACUUCCAUCGCACGACAAGGAUAUUUGUUCUCAACUGAGAAUGUCUUGUGUAAGUAAUAAUGUCGCUCGUUUGCUUCAAUCGCAAAUUCACUAAAAAAUUAAAACCAAAGAAAACUUCACAA